Bipolaris maydis ATCC 48331 is the source of this 2453-nucleotide messenger RNA. RefSeq lists its product as uncharacterized. Gene Ontology annotation, molecular function: DNA-binding transcription factor activity, RNA polymerase II-specific; zinc ion binding. NCBI's taxonomy places the organism in Eukaryota, Fungi, Ascomycota, Dothideomycetes, Pleosporales, Pleosporaceae. The record is from RefSeq and is a predicted model, not a curated record. Gene Ontology annotation, biological process: regulation of DNA-templated transcription.
AUGCAGUGGACCAGUGCGAGCCGGCUGCGGCCAAUGGCGAGGCCGGGCCAGGCAGCCAGCGCACCGCUCGUCGCUAGGGUGGCUACGUCAUGUCUCGGGAGGCCGGCGCAUGGGCACGGCGAGGGCGCUCCCGUCGAAAGCAGUGCUCGAGGCAGGCAAGCACACGCCUGCGUGCCCUCAAACUCAACCGCCGACAUCAACGCAGCGCCAUACUCGCCCGCGUCAUCGCACUUUUCCCACCAAAGCAUGGCCGAUCCCAAUGUGCAGCAGCAGUCGCGACAGCAGACCGUCGCCUAUCCCUCACCGCACUCAUACCCGUCGCCCUCGAUGCAGCCCACCUACACCUACCCGCCGCCCCAGGGCCAGCAAACCACCGAGGCCUACCGCGGUUCUCCCCAAAGCUCAAACAUGUCGUUGCCGCCCCUCAACCUGCCGCCAAUCCGUCUGCAGGACGGCCAGCAACCGCAGGCGCAACCUCAACCAGCCCAGCAGCCCAUGGGCUCGCCACUCCCACCACCACCACCUCACGCCAUGCCCCAGUACUAUCCGCACCCAGCUCAUGCGCAGCCCGGACAGCCCAUGAUGGCCAACAUGGGCCCUCAAUUCAAUGCCAUGCGAUACCAGCUGCCGCCCCAAGGUGACCAGCGAGUGCUCUCGGGAGGUCGCCAUAAGAAGGAGAUCAAGCGCCGCACAAAGACGGGUUGUCUGACCUGUCGCAAACGAAGAAUCAAGUGCGACGAAGCGCAUCCCAUGUGUAGGAACUGCCAAAAAAGUAAGCGUGAGUGUCUUGGCUACGAUCCGAUAUUCAAGCAGCAGUCUGGCCCGGCUCAGAUACAACCUGCCCCCAACGCUGCGCCUGCCUCUCAAGCACCAAACGCACCCUCCGCGCCUGUACCGCCAGCUUCAGCGUACAGCCAGAGCCCCGUGCCCCAAGGCUACGCGCCUGCCUCUUCGGCCGGCUACGCAAGCGCCGCACCUGCGACGAGCGGGGAACACCAGCCAGCCAGCUUCCACGCCAUAGACCCUGCACUUGCCCAGGCAGACCCUGCCCUGCAGUCGACCCAGCACUACAACGCCGGUCACGCUAUGGAUCCUGCCAUGAGGGGUCCUCCUGGCCCCAACGCCUACCCGCCUCCCCCAGAGCCGCUCAAAGGCAAGCGCCUGCACAUUACCGACAUCUUUGGCAUAUGUAACCAUAGCCCUCCAGAAGUCCCCCCUCGCACCUCGCCUGUGCCGCGUGAGAUUGACGACGAGUUCAGUCGCAUCUUCAUCAACGACUACUGCCAGGGACUGGACCUUGUUCUCGAGACCACAUGGUUCUCUACAGACAACAAUGCGCUCAACAGAGUCUUCAGCGACCGCUCGCUGCACGAAGAGGCCGCCUACUUUACCGAGACCAUCAAGUACAAGGCAUCUGACACAGACAUGACUGGCGUCUUUACGACCAACGGUGCAGCCUCGGAAACCGACGACUUCUCAUUACGAGAAGCGCGAGCCCGCUUCGACGUUCUCGAGGCUCUUUUGACCAAUCAGAACCUUGCGCCCAACCCUCUGCGCGAACUCACUUACCCUGCCAACCUCGAUGAAGAAACUAGGAUGCAAGUAGACUUCUGGAUGCACUUGGGUGAUUUUGUGCAAUACUCGGACUCGGACACUGCGCCUCCCGGAGCUGCUGAUAACGCUCUUGCUGUAAUACGCAGUGUGUUGCGCAUGCACGAAGUGCGAGACGCAAUCUACUCGAUUGCCAUUGCGCGUCACUAUGGCAGCCGAAUUGGUGGUUUCCCCAAUGCCUUACCAGCCCCUGUGAACCAAGCUCCGGAAAGCGACUUGAAUAAGCUUCUUGUAGCCAUGUCUUUUAUUAGUCACGAGAGCCGUGCAGCAAGUCAGCAGGUUCUUGCACGCAUUUGCGACAUGGCCAUGUUCUCAUGGACUGCCUCACGAAUGCCCUCGGGCCAUCAGCCGGGAGGCUUUCCACAAUGACCAUCAUCUGGUGUAGUCUGAAAGUUAUGAGGCACACUUCAAAAACACAAACACUCUCAGCCCCGUACUUUUGUACUACCAACUGGAGAAUUUGGUUUUUCAUUCUUGCAUUUCGGAAGCGGGCGUUGCUUUCCUCCCCCAUGCUUACCCAGCAUGACUUGCUAUCGUUUAUGAUUAUACUUUCAAUACAGUCCGCCCUCUUUUACGUACAUUCACUUUUUUUUUCUUUGCAUCGACCCUGCGUACGGAGCUGGUGGAUUCUACAGCAUUUUGGGGCAGGCAUCACAAGAUAUACCCGGUUCAGCUCGAUCGUGUCCUGUUUCUCUUCCUCUUCUCGGCAUCUUCCCACAUGUGGGGGGGAUAAUUGCCUCUAAUCCGUUUUUAUUGCUUGCUUGAUGAAGGAGUGUUUUUUUUUAAACGACACCACUUACGACAUGAAUGAAGGGUGUCGUAAUUGAAGUUUUUGACGUGGA